Messenger RNA from Nothobranchius furzeri (turquoise killifish), 1098 nucleotides. Its product is annotated as ADP-ribosylation factor-like protein 14. The record is from RefSeq and is a predicted model, not a curated record. Lineage: Eukaryota; Metazoa; Chordata; Actinopteri; Cyprinodontiformes; Nothobranchiidae. Gene Ontology annotation, molecular function: GTP binding; GTPase activity. Gene Ontology annotation, cellular component: plasma membrane; cytoplasm. Gene Ontology annotation, biological process: vesicle-mediated transport; intracellular protein transport.
GUUGCCUUGUAAUUAACCUUUUAUGCUCUCUGAAGACAAUUUGCUGAUAAGCAGGAUGAAAUUUGAAAGAUGAGAUCAUUGAGCACUGGAGUGAACUUUAUAGUGUUAAAGGAGUGGCUUGGAUCAAACUUUGUCCCUGGUGUGCCACCUUAUCAGUCUACAGUAAACCAUGCAGCUAAUGGUUUAUCUAUUAAACUCCAGGAAACGCUGUGAGCAAACAGUGCGCCACCAGCUGAGAUAUGUGACUGCCCCUCAUCCGCUGAAGCACCUGUCUAUGUCCACGUUGCUAUGGGCCACCCGGUAUCUAAACAGCCACAAGUCCAGGUUCUGCUCCUCGGUCUGGAUAAUGCUGGGAAGUCCACUCUCCUCUACAAAAUGAAGCACAAGGCGAGCGUCACCACCGUCCCGACCAUUGGCUUCAACGUGGCGACGCUGGAAGCCCGAAAGAACAGGAAGAACUUCAACGUGACCUUAUGGGACGUGGGCGGUCAGAGGAAGAUGCGCGAACACUGGCCGAAUUAUUACCAGAACACUGCCGCUCUCGUGUUCGUGCUGGACGCGUCGGACCGGGGUCGUCUGGAGGAGGCGCGCAGGGAGCUGGAGAAAGCCAUGAGGAGCGAUCAGUUGCGCGGCUGCCCUCUGAUCCUUCUGGCUAACAAACAGGACGCGAGCGGCGCGCUGACUGUCACAGAACUGAAGGACAAGUUCCACAUGAGGAAGAUGUGUUCCGGUCGAGAUUGGUUCGUUCAGCCGUGCUCUGCGUCCACGGGAUUCGGAGUGGAGGAGGCUUAUAGGAGGGUGGUGCAGAUGGUCCGGCUCCCCUCCGAGGAUGUGAAGGACAACAUCAAAGAAACAGUGCUCUACCUCCGCUCCAACACCAGACAAUGAGUCGGAUUUAUUUUAUUUAUAGGAAAUGUCAUUUUUAAUAUUUCAAAUGCAUUUUUGAAUUUACUUUGUUAAUAGAUUUCCACUCUCUUAAAAUAAAUAAUGUCGCUUCAAAUCUGAGAUCUUGUUGAAUCCAGGUAAAGUUUCUUUCUGCUGUAAAAGAGCUGAUAUAUUCAUGCAAGUUAAAAAUAAAACACGCAGCUGACCAAAGGG